AGUCUUGGAUUUUUAACCUGUGAGUUAACAAGUCGAGUAAAAUGAAGCCAAUUUGUGUUUGCCUGUUUGCGUUUGUCGCAUUGGCCGUAGCCGAAAAGUACACAGAUCGCUAUGACAAUAUCAAUCUGGAUGAUGUCUUAAGCAACAGGCGGCUUUUAGUACCAUACUUGAAGUGUAUAUUAGACGAAGGGAAGUGCUCUGCUGAUGGAAAGGAGCUAAAAGCUCACAUCAAAGAAGCAUUAGAGAAUGAUUGCGGUAAAUGUACUGAACCUCAGAAGAAGGGUACUCAACUUGUAAUCACGCAUCUUGUCCAACACGAAGACGAAUUUUGGAAGCAAUUGGUUGCCAAGUACGAUCCCAGCAAAAAUUAUGUGACGAAAUAUGAGAAACAAUUGAAGUCUAUUAAAUCCAGAGCUUAACUUUAUAUAAAUGUAUUAAACUGUGUAUUUUAUUAC
Pieris brassicae (large cabbage white) is the source of this 455-nucleotide messenger RNA. RefSeq names its product allergen Tha p 1-like. Lineage: Eukaryota; Metazoa; Arthropoda; Insecta; Lepidoptera; Pieridae. The record is from RefSeq and is a predicted model, not a curated record. Bases 42 to 419 code for a protein of 125 amino acids. The transcript has 3 exons.